Molecule: messenger RNA, 690 nt
Organism: Sordaria macrospora k-hell
Lineage: Eukaryota; Fungi; Ascomycota; Sordariomycetes; Sordariales; Sordariaceae
Source: RefSeq, a predicted model, not a curated record
AUGACUAUCGUUUCUUUUUUGGUCGAUGAAAGAACGGGGGUGGAGAGAAGGACGGUUAUCAACGAGAUUGUGGGGGGGCAUAGAUUGAAAGUGGAAAGUUUUCUGCUGGGAGGGGUUAGGGGGAUGCAGAUUUGGAGUUGGAAGGGGAAUACCACGGACUCUUCGGUGCCAUUACCUUCGCCUGGGUCUGAUGUCUCUCAUAACUCUACCUCUACCUCUUCGGGUACAGGUGCUGGGACGGGGCAAGGCCAAGAUGGAAAGGACUCGAACUCGGACUCGGACCACAAAGAAAAAGAAAAAGAAAAAGAGACGCAAAAAGAAAAGUGGCUGCAGAGAUUGGUAUCAAUGGACGUCUCCCACCCCGCCGUACCGCCCGGUCAUUCCCCCGACGAGCCGUUGUCACCUAUUUCGUCGCCGACGUCGCCUACUUCCCUUUCCCCAAGCAGCGGCAGAUCACCUCCCGGCGUCGUCGGCGGUAGAUUCACGACCGACGCCUUCCCGCCCGACGGCGGCACGGGAACAAAAGUCACUGCGAGAUUCAGCUGGUACCGAUCGAGCCUGGAAGCCAAGAACGAGUUGAUUUUUCCCAAGGGGGCCGAGAUCACCGAGGUGGAAGUGUUGAAUGAGGAGUGGGGUGUUGGGUGGUAUAUGGGUGAGGUUGGCUUGUUUCCUAGGGGGUAUGUGAGGUGA